This is a messenger RNA of Mytilus trossulus (common blue mussel), 1314 nucleotides long. RefSeq lists its product as uncharacterized. Lineage: Eukaryota; Metazoa; Mollusca; Bivalvia; Mytilida; Mytilidae. The transcript is spliced from 6 exons. Bases 795 to 1199 code for a protein of 134 amino acids. The record is from RefSeq and is a predicted model, not a curated record.
AGUUAUAACACAUAUUUCAAACUUAAAAUAUUUUCAUCCCUUAAUGAACCCCUGACUGUGGAAGUGCAGUAUAAAUUCAAUUAAUUUAUGAACUGAACAAGUUUGUUAUUGUAUCAAUGAAAUCUAUGAAUAAUACAGAGUGAAAAAACUGCAUGUUUAAGAAAUUUAGAAAACCAAUUAUAAAUUUUCUUCCUUUAAAAAUGUUUUAAUUUUAAGAAGAAGCUUAGAAAUGUGUUUAUUCAUGCCUUCGGAAGAUAAAACUUGUCUUACGGGAUGAAAAUAUGUUAUAGUUUUUUUUGUCGUUCAAUUUCAACUUUACCUCAAGAAGUGAGUAGGUACUUCUAGGAAACUAUGUAUACUCACCUACUACAUGUAUAGGAGUGACUGUGUCGAGGUACUUCGCAACUUAACAAGAUUGGAAGGCAGUAAUUCUCUACCAGAUGCAGAUUUAAAGAGAGCUAUCAGAUCAGUUAAAGAAUUUAAAGAAAAUUUACCACACCAUAAGGAAACAUCAGAAGAACCAGAGCUAAACAGAUAUGUUAACAUUGCAUACAGUCUGCAGUUAAAGUUUUUGAAAUAUUCACUAGAUUCAUAAACUAUCCUGGAUUUAUACCAAACUUGGACAGAAGGUUAUUACAAUCAAAAGAUAGUAUAGAGAGGAAUAUUAGCUCACCUGGCCUGAAAGGUCCAGCGGCAAAACGUUAUCAAGUAUAGCACGAUACAAAACACCCCCAAGUAUCGACACAACAGAUUUGGUGGAGGAGAGAGGAAAGAACGGUACCUAAAAUAUAGAAAUGCCAAGCCCCCCGCUAAACAGAAACUUGCGAUCAACCAACAAAACUACAGAAGGAGACCAGCAAACAACAGAAAGAAUAAUACCAACUGAAUCAACACAACACAGAACAGAAAGUGUUGGAACAACAGCUGGUACAUGCGGAUUUACAACAACUGGUACAACGGGAAUCACAACAACUGGUACAAGCGGAAACACAACUGGUACAAAACGAGUAACUACAGUGGAAAUAGAUCCAGAAAGUGACACACACGGAAUUAUACAACGUACAACCAUGCAACAACAGGACCAAGCACAACAAAAUCCACAGAUAAAAAGACAGGUGUCUGCUUUGAUCAGCCCAAUUGCCAUUUUGUUUUGGAGAUUCAUCAUGUUAGCAGCUUUCAUUCAAUUUGCUGACCUUUAGUAUGCGGUUACCAGCACCAGCUGAUAAUGUUCGGUGUAUUUACACAAAAACAUUGAUUUCAUUAUACAUAUACGAAUAAUAAAUGUGCACUUGUCUCUGCAAGUGGCGUCUCCCA